AUGACAGAGGUGGUACCGUCCAGUGCCCUUGGUGAGGUCAGCCUGCGCCUCCUGGGCCAUGAUGACAUAGACACCGUCAAGCAUCUCUGUGGCGACUGGUUCCCCAUCGAGUACCCAGACUCAUGGUAUCGUGACAUCACGUCCAACAAGAAGUUCUUCUCCCUCGCUGCCACAUACAGAGGUGCCAUCGUGGGAAUGAUAGUAGCUGAGAUCAAAAGUAGGACCAAGAUACAUAAAGAGGAUGGAGAUAUUCUAGCCUCCAGCUUUUCUGUGGACACCCAGGUUGCAUACAUCCUGAGUCUGGGAGUAGUGAAGGAGUUCCGGAAGCACGGCAUAGGCUCCCUUUUACUUGAAAGUUUGAAGGAUCAUAUAUCGACCACCGCCCAGGACCACUGUAAAGCCAUCUACCUACACGUCCUCACCACCAACAACACAGCAAUAAACUUCUAUGAGAACAGAGACUUUAAGCAGCACCACUAUCUGCCCUACUACUACUCCAUCCGGGGGGUCCUCAAAGAUGGCUUCACCUACGUCCUCUACAUCAAUGGUGGCCACCCUCCAUGGACGAUCUUGGACUACAUCCAGCACCUGGGCUCCACUCUCGCCAGCCUGAGCCCCUGCGCCAUCCCCCAACGGCUCUACCGCCAGGCCCACAGCCUGCUCUGCAGCUUCCUUCCCUGGUCCAGCCUCUCAGCCAAGGGCAGCAUCGAGUACAGCCGGACCAUGUGA
This is a messenger RNA of Elephantulus edwardii (Cape elephant shrew), 729 nucleotides long. It is a transcript of the gene NAA60, whose product is annotated as N(alpha)-acetyltransferase 60, NatF catalytic subunit. Gene Ontology annotation, molecular function: histone acetyltransferase activity; protein-N-terminal amino-acid acetyltransferase activity. Gene Ontology annotation, biological process: N-terminal peptidyl-methionine acetylation. Bases 1 to 729 code for a protein of 242 amino acids. The transcript has 5 exons. The record is from RefSeq and is a predicted model, not a curated record. Gene Ontology annotation, cellular component: Golgi membrane. Lineage: Eukaryota; Metazoa; Chordata; Mammalia; Macroscelidea; Macroscelididae.